AGACCAGAAGAGGGGAAAUACAAUCUGAGAACUAAACUGCCAAAGCCUAACACCACCUAGCAACAGUUGAAAAAAACUUUUAAACAAAAGUCUGGGUGAGACACAGACAGAGUAUACCUCCUACUUCUGCCUGGGAUUUCUCUGAGAGGCAGCUCCAGUCUUCUCUAUUUCCUCCACUACUUCAGCUGCUGGUAGACCUAGAAAAGUAGGAAAAGUUUCUCUCUUUGUGUUCUCCUGGGCUGGAUCAGCCUACUGCUGUGGUAGUGCUGUGGGACAAGCUUCUGCGAUCUUGCGGUGUAAAGGAUAUAUUCCUAGGUUCGUGUUGCUGACAGGAAGCAGCAGGGACCCCAGUCAGCCUCAGGUGGGAGCUGCAGAGCGAUGGCACAGGGGCACCUCUAUCCUCGACUCUCUCCUCUCCCCUCCGGACCUAGAUUCUAGCGAAGUCCCUGCUCUGGAAGCAUCCCUCGACACAGGUAGGGAUGAGAUCCCGAAACCAAGGUGGAGAAAGCUCGUCUAACGGGCACUUCUCCAGUUCCAAGCCUGUCAUCAGCCAUGCAGAGAAUGAAAGACUUCAGGAUGAUGCCAAGAAAAAGAACAAGCCUCAUCAAAAGGAAGAUGAGGUCAUGUUUUCAGCAACUGUCAAACGGCACUCAAAAUCACCUGGACCUACUGAACGAAAGAACAAGAAGUCCAUAGAGCUUUCUAAAGAGGACUUGAUAAAACUCCUCAGUAUAAUGGAAGGAGAACUGCAGGCAAGGGAGGAUGUGAUCCAUAUGCUGAAGACAGAGAAAACCAAACCUGAAGUUUUAGAAGCUCAUUAUGGUUCUGCAACUCCAGGGAACGUGCUCCGAGUGCUACACAGGGAUGCCAUCCUUGCCCAAGAAAAGUCUAUAGGGGAAGACGUCUAUGAGAAACCAAUUUCAGAGCUGGACAGACUUGAAGAAAAGCAGAAAGAGACGUACCGGCGCAUGCUGGAACAGCUCCUGUUGGCAGAGAAGUGCCAUCGCCGCACAGUUUAUGAGCUAGAAAAUGAGAAACAUAAACAUACAGAUUACAUGAACAAGAGCGACGACUUUACCAACCUCUUGGAACAGGAGCGGGAGAGGUUGAAGAAACUUCUUGAGCAGGAAAAGAUCUAUCAAGCCCGGAAGGAGAAGGAACAUACAAAGAGACUCAAUAAACUAAGAGAAGAGCUAGUGAAGCUCAAAUCAUUUGCACUCAUGCUGGUGGAUGAAAGACAAAUGCAUAUUGAACAACUUGGUCAACAAAGCCAGAAAAUACAGGACUUAAACCAAAAAUUGAAGGAAGAGGAAGAAAAGCUUAAAAUUACUAGCGCAAAAACAAAAGAAGAUGGGCAAAAACUGAUGAAGUUAGAGGCAGAACUUGAACACAAAACGUCAUCAUUUUCUCAGGAACAUGAGGAGAUGACUGCUAAACUGGCUAAUCAAGAGUCACAUAAUAGACAGCUGAGGCUUAAGCUAGUGGGGUUGACUCGCAGAAUAGAGGAGCUGGAAGAAACCAACAAAAAUCUUCAAAAAGCUGAGGAGGAACUUCAAGAAUUAAGAGAUAAAAUAGCAAAAGGGGAAUGUGGGAACUCUAGCUUAAUGGCAGAAGUGGAAAACCUCCGUAAGCGUGUGCUUGAAAUGGAGGGGAAAGAUGAAGAGAUCACAAAAACCGAAUCCCAGUGUAAAGAGCUGAAAAGUAAACUGCAAGAGGAAGAGCACCACAGCAAAGAGUUGAAACUUGAAGUGGAAAAAUUGCAGAAAAGGAUGUCAGAACUAGAGAAGCUGGAAGAGGCUUUCAGUAAAAGUAAGUCUGAAUGCACCCAACUUCACUUAAACUUGGAGAAAGAAAAGAAUUUGACUAAGGAUUUGAUAAAUGAGUUGGAAGUAGUGAAGACUCGAGUGAAAGACCUUGAGGCAUCGGAAAGCAAGUUGGAAAAGGCUGAAAUAAGCUUAAAAGAUGACCUUACGAAGCUGAAGUCAUUUACUGUCAUGCUGGUUGAUGAACGAAAAAAUAUGAUGGAAAAAAUAAAACAGGAGGAAAAAAAGGUCGAAGGUCUAAACAAGAAUUUUAAAGUUGAACAAGGGAAGGUAAUGGAUGUAACAGAGAAACUGAUAGAAGAAAGUAAGAAAUUUUUGAAACUGAAAUCGGAAAUGGAGGAAAAAGUGUCUAGUUUGACAAAGGAAAGGGAUGAGUUAAUUGGCAGGCUGAGAAGUGAAGAAGAAAAAUCCUCUGAACUGAACUGUAGGGUUGACCUGUUAAAGAAGAGAAUUGAUGGUAUGGAGGAAGUAGAAAGAGAAAUUACAAGAGGUCGAACCAGGAAAGGACCAGAACAUGGUUCUCAUGAGGACAACAAGAUUAAAGAACUUACUGUUGAAAUUGAAAGGCUGAAAAAACGUCUCAAACAAUUGGAAGUGGUUGAAGGAGAUUUGAUGAAGACAGAAGAUGAAUAUGAUCAGCUAGAGCAGAAAUUUAGGACUGAGCAGGAUAAAGCUAACUUUCUUUCUCAACAGCUGGAGGAGAUGAAACUCCAAAUUGCCAAAACCAAAGCAAUAGAAAAAGGUGAGGCAGUGAGCCAGGAGGCAGAGCUGAGGCACAGGUUUCGUCUGGAAGAGGCCAAAAGCAGAGAUUUGAAAGCAGAAGUUCAAGCUCUUAAGGAAAAAAUCCAUGAGCUGAUGAACAAAGAAGACCAACUUUCUCAGCUCCAAGUCGAUUACUCAGUUCUUCAGCAAAGGUUUAUGGAAGAAGAAAAUAAAAACAAGAGCAUGGGGCAGGAAGUUCUGAACCUAACAAGAGAGCUGGAGCUUUCUAAGCGUUACAGCCGUGCUCUGAGGCCCAGCAUAAAUGGACGAAGAAUGGUCGAUGUUCCCGUGACAUCCACUGGCGUGCAAACAGAUGCCUUAAGCAGCGAGGCGGCAGAAGAAGAAACCCCAGCAGUGUUUAUAAGGAAGUCCUUCCAGGAGGAGAAUCACAUCAUGAGCAAUCUGCGGCAGGUAGGUCUGAAAAAACCCAUGGAGCGUUCUUCAGUGCUCGAGAGGUAUCCUCCAGCAGCGAAUGAACUUGCAAUGAGGAAAUCUUGGAUACCGUGGAUGAAAAAGAGGGAAGCUGGAGCUCAGGCAGUUCCUGAUAAAGGAGCCCGAACCCACAGUAGCCCAGCACAUCCUGGAGAGGUUGUCCUUUCACCAAAGCAAGGUCAGCCUCUUCAUAUUCGGGUGACACCAGAUCACGAGAACAGCACAGCUACUUUGGAGAUAACGAGUCCAACCUCAGAGGAAUUUUUUUCAAGUACCACUGUCAUUCCUACUUUGGGAAAUCAGAAGCCACGAAUAACCAUUAUUCCCUCUCCAAAUGUUAUGCCACAAAAAGGCAAAGGCGGCGAAAGUCCCCUUGGCCCGGAUCGUUCCAUGUCUCCAGUCACGAUAACAACAUUCUCCAGGGAAAAGUCCCCCGAUGGAGGGAGAGCGCCCUUUGCUGACAGACCUACAUCACCAAUUCAGAUUAUGACAGUGUCAACAUCUGCAGCACCGGCAGAAAUCUCUGUCUCUCCACAGUCACAAGAUAUGACCAUGGGAAGGGCCGUCUUCAAAGUAACGCCAGAAAAACAAACUGUCCCCACUCCAAUCCGCAAGUACAAUGCCAACACCAACAUUAUUACGACAGAAGACAACAAAAUCCACAUCCACCUAGGCUCCCAGUUUAAACGCUCUCCCAGUGCUGCACCUGAUAGUGCAAGUCCUGUGAUAACUGUCAGACCAGUGAACGUAACAGCAGAGAAGGAAGUUGUGACCGGUACUGUCCUUCGAUCUCCCCGGAACAACCUGUCCUCACGACCUGCAGCAAGCAAGGUGACAAGUACUAUCACUAUAACGCCUGUUACAACGUCUUCCACCCGAGGAACCCAAUCAGUGACAGGACAGGAUGGGUCAUCCCCAAGACCUACACCCACCCGCAUUCCUGUGUCAAAAGGUAUGAAAGCAGGAAAGCCAGUAGUGGCAGCCCCAGGAGCAGGAAAUGUGACAAAAUUCGAGCCUCGUGCUGAGACUCAGUCUAUGAAAAUAGAACUGAAGAAAUCUUCAGCCAGCAGCUCUGCCUCCCUGGGCGGGGGUCAGGGCUGAUGGCGGUGGCUCAGGGGAGAGUGUCAUCAUUCACCAGUUACGCAUGAACUCUAGAUGAGUUACCGUCCCCACUGUACGCUCUCUGUGUGCACUACCCUCCUUGCCAGACGGAUGGAUCACUGUAGAAGCUCUCUGCCAUCAACACCAGGGUCACUUGUGCUACUGAUUAUUUGUGGAAGUAUUUAUUGCUUCCAUUAGAUUUUAUGUAUAUUUUUUUCUUGGUAGAGCUUUAAGAGUGAAGGGCCUCGCUGAUAUUUUGAAAGACACCUUGGAAGUCAGAGAGGGAGAAGCAGUCUUUUCUGCCAGCUGAAUUUCACUUUUAUUUGCAAAGCCUAAGGCACGUGCUUGAUUUCGUUUGAUGUUUGCCAUAUAAUUUAUUUUUAUAAUACACUUUGUAAAGUAACUGUCCCAAAGUUACAAUUCCAGUUGUCCAUGGCGCAUUUAUUUGUAGAGUACACUGUCAAAUCCACAAUCUGAUAUUUUUGUAAUAGAGAAUAUGUAAAGAAAGAAAAAUUUAACUUCAGCAAUGUUUUGUGUUUAAAUGGAAAAAUAUUCAGCACAUUUGGGUUGGGUUUUUUUUUGCCACCAUGAGAUUCUGUGAGUCUAAAUACUCUAAAGACUGCUGUAUGGAAUUUAUACUAUUGCAGAAUAUUUCUUGCACUGUGUGACGGUUUGGCAUAAAAUUCAGUAUUACAGUCCAAUGCCUUGAAAUACAACCAGAUUGACUCAUUUUAAACAACAUAAGCCAGUUUUGAAAGCUGUGACUUUUUUUUUCUAUAUCAUGUAUGUUUUUACUUCUGCCUGUACCAAAAAAAGUUGAUUUUCA
Colius striatus (speckled mousebird) is the source of this 4944-nucleotide messenger RNA. RefSeq names its product filamin A interacting protein 1 (gene FILIP1). Lineage: Eukaryota; Metazoa; Chordata; Aves; Coliiformes; Coliidae. Bases 480 to 4118 code for a protein of 1212 amino acids. The record is from RefSeq and is a predicted model, not a curated record. The transcript is spliced from 8 exons.